AUGCAGUCGAAAAUGGAAUGGAGAAAGAGAUAUAUAAAGUUGGAAUUUAGGGAUAAAAUCGAAAGUGUACAGUUAGGUCUCAAACGAAUUGUCUCUGAUCUUCCCCUGGGUCUAGCAGUGGUUGAUGAAAACCGUGAUUUGUUCUUCCUUAGUUCGAUGCCGAUUCGUAACCUGGAAAAGGGGGCGGAGGCUGGCUUGCAUCAAUACCCGCCAUGCCCCGAACUGGUCUUGACUUUACCCUUCCUCAGUGCCAGGCGGAUUGGAAUGCGAAUGACUGAACGAAUUCAUUAG
This is a messenger RNA of Vicia faba (fava bean), 291 nucleotides long. NCBI's taxonomy places the organism in Eukaryota, Viridiplantae, Streptophyta, Magnoliopsida, Fabales, Fabaceae. The record is from the annotation of a GenBank genome assembly.